AUGGCACUCCCGACCGCGGCAGGCGACGACGUUUGCGUGCGAUCCCUUCGACCGUCGCCAUUCUUGCUCGGCGACAUCGCGAACGACCCUACUAGCGACUCCCUUACCACUAUUGCCAGCUCAGAUUCCAAGUCGCGCAUGCUGGAGCUGGCGACGCGCUUCGCCGCUACUCUCCGCUCUCUCGAGAUCCGCCCAGGCGCGGGUGGUAACGCGACUCGACCUGACGACGACAAGCUAUCGGCCUACAGCAUUGUGCAGAUCCUUCAACGCGCGUCGGGAAUCGAAUCGCUCUCGCUGGUGAGCUGCGUCGAAGCGGUGCCUGAUCGUCGCGCCGCGCCGCCCGGCUUCCUUCCCAUGACCAAAACAGAGCUCGCCACGGUGGUGCUCCCGGCGCUGCCAUGUCAGCUCAAAUCCCUGAACCUGAGCUCGGACCAUUUUCUGACCCCCUCGGCGUGCAUGACGUGGGCGGAGGGGGGCGAGACCACGGCGGGAGGCGCAGGUCGCGUGUGGGGCAAAGACGACGGCCUUCAAGUCGCCGGCACGACUAAUGUCCCCAUUCCCCCGUCCAACGCGCCCCCUCUGCGCGUCCCUUCAACCACUCCCCCUCCUGCUGCCGCCGCCGCCGCUGCUGCUGCUGUCACUCCUCCCCCUCCGUCCAAUCCUUCUCCUCCUCCUUCCCCAACCUCUUCUCUGCCCGCUCCCCCUCCCCUUCCGCCCGCCCCCUCCCGCGAGCCCAUCUCCAUCCACCCGCCGCGCGUGUGCCUCACAGACGUGCAUCUGCUCACCAUCGCCGCCUCCCUCCCCAACCUCACCUCGCUCAACCUCGACACGCGCGCCACCGUCAGCGUGGAGACCAUAGGCCACCUGGCGGCCUCGCUGCCGCAACUCAAAUCUUUCUCUCUCUGCUCAGAUGCGGUUACCUGGGAGGUGGUGUCGCUGCUGCUCGCGCUCCUCCCCUCUCUGGAACACCUCUCCAUCGUAUCCCACGCCUUGGAUAAACCAAGCAACCACCCCGCCGAGCCUCCUGCUUCGGCUGCCACAGCAGCCGAUCCAGCUGCGGCCGAGGCUUUAGAUUCUGAAACGGCUGCUCUCCUGUCAUCGCUCUCCAUUGCCACUCCCAAACCCGGCGACCUGUUCUACUGCCCACCAGGGUCGGCUCUGGCGCCCUGCCUCUCCUCCAUCCGCCUCUACGUCUCCCCCCACCGCUCCGUUGCCUGGGACUCGCCCCCCGCCUCCUCCCUGCUGCUCGCCCUCGCUGCUCGUCCCUCCUCCACCUCUCUGCGCGCCUUCCACGCGCAGAACUCCCCCAGCUCCACGUGGCAGCUCGUGGGCCACCUGUUCCGCCAGCUCACCACUCUGGAUCUCUCCCAAACCGAGCCACAUCUCUCUUCAUCCCACCUGAAGAGUGGCUCACCCGAGUGGAAGAGGAGCGAGGAGGUGCUCUGCCAGGCCAUCCGGGGCCUCCCUCUCCUGGAGCGCCUAGGCCUUCCACUGGUGUCAGAUGCCGUUCUGACAGCUGUUUCCGAGUCCUGCCCGAACCUCACCGCCUUGCAUGCCCAGCCUCUGGCUCGCUUCAUCGCUGUCGCCUCUGCUGCUGCUAGUCCUGCUAAUGAUUUCCUCCUCACCACCACCUCUUCCUAUGCCAGGACCUGCCUGCGUGUCGCCCCCCCUCCUGUGCAAUCUCAUGUUACCGAUGCCGGGGUGGUGGCGAUCGCGAACGGAUGCACGCGAUUGGUGCAGCUGAGUCUGGGCGGCUUUGUGAACGUGGGGCCAGUGGGGCUGCGCCAGCUGGCGAGGAGAUGCGGGCGGCUGGAGGUGCUGCGGCUGGCGCGCGCAGCGGUGGACGACGCUGCUGUCGUGGCAGCGCUGUUCGGCGACACCUGGCAUGCUGACGCGACAGCUGGCGCUGGUUCCACUUCUUCGCUCCAGCUGCAGUUGCCCCGGCUCGUUCUGCUGGAUCUUUUUGACUGCCCGGGUGUUUCCUCCAGCCUGCUGCUCUCUCUCUUGGCAGCGACCAGGGAGCUUGCUGGCAAUGGUGAAGACGGGGAGGAGGUGAGGGCUGGGGGAGAGGGAACUCGUCCUGGACUGAAGGAUUUCAGGCUGCGGAGGCUGCUGGUUUCUCAUGGAGUUAUUGCUGGCACGGAACGCAGGGAGGGAUUGGAAGGUGAAAAGGAAGGAGAGGGAAGUGAAAGUGGUUCUGCUGGUGUGGAUCUGAGGGUUGCAGCAAGGGAGGUUGGAAUGCUGCUGCCUGAACUGGUGGUGACGUGCUGUAGGACGGCAGAGCAUGUUUUGCCCUGGGAUGGAUUCUUUGGAGAGAGGAAGCUUGGUGUGGGUGAUGCUGAGGAUGAUGCUGAUGUGUAG
Closterium sp. Yama58-4 is the source of this 2361-nucleotide messenger RNA. NCBI's taxonomy places the organism in Eukaryota, Viridiplantae, Streptophyta, Zygnematophyceae, Desmidiales, Closteriaceae. The record is from the annotation of a GenBank genome assembly.